This is a messenger RNA of Limanda limanda (common dab), 2696 nucleotides long. RefSeq names its product tripartite motif containing 45 (gene trim45). Gene Ontology annotation, cellular component: nucleoplasm; chromatin. Gene Ontology annotation, biological process: positive regulation of DNA-templated transcription. Gene Ontology annotation, molecular function: ubiquitin-protein transferase activity; protein binding; zinc ion binding. The record is from RefSeq and is a predicted model, not a curated record. Lineage: Eukaryota; Metazoa; Chordata; Actinopteri; Pleuronectiformes; Pleuronectidae. The transcript has 8 exons. Bases 132 to 1853 code for a protein of 573 amino acids.
AGCGAACUUCUCCAGAGAUUUUCGAACUUCACAGAAACUUUGUGGAGAAAAAGUUUCAGGAGUGCAGAGGAGGGUUGUGUGUCAGUGGUUUGUUGUGUGUCAGUGGUUUGUUGUGAGUUGCGUGUCUCACCAUGUCUGAGUGUGCGCAGACAGAGAACCAGGACCAGUCUGAACAUGGAGCAACCGGACAGUCGAGGAGUCCUCGGGCACUUUGCACCGUGUGUGAUCGCUUGUUCCGGGACCCGAAGCUGCUGCCGUGUCUCCACACCUUCUGCUCGGACUGCAUCGGGCAGCUGGAGCCGUUCUCCCGGUCCCUCGCCUCCCUCAGCCCGGAGCAGGAGCAGGACCGAGCCGCCGUCACCGUGCUCUGCCCGGACUGUGACUCCGAGGUGGACCUGCCUCCCUCCGGACCCUCCGGGCUGAGCACCGACCACCUGGCGCUGGACGCCGUGUUCCUGGAGACUGUGCUGUCGGACCGGCCGCUGAGCUGCGACCUGUGCGGGGAGGGAGGCUCCGAGAGCCGCUGCGAGGUCUGCUGCGUUAACCUGUGCGAGUUCUGCUGCCAGGCCCACAGGCGGCAGAAGCGAACAGCGUCCCACUCUGUUCAGGGUCUGGACGAGCUGAAGUCUCGUGGUCGUCUCAGCCGUCCCGUCCUCUGCCCCCUCCACCCCGGCCAGGAGCUGCGGCUCUUCUGUCAGCCCUGCGACCUGCCUGUCUGCCUGGACUGUGCCGUCACGCUGCAUCGCGACCACCGCUGCUGUCCCACGCAUGAUGUCAUCGAUCGCCAUGGAGACCGCAUCCGAGAGCUGGUUGCCGGGCAACUGCGACCUCUCCUGGAGCGUCUGGAGGAGUCACUGCAGAAGGUGGACGUUUCCCAGGAGGCUUUGCAGGCACGGGUGGAUAUGACAGCCAAUGAGGUGAGGGCGUUUGCACGAGGCUACGCCAGUGCUGUGGAAUCUCACUGCCUGUCUCUGCUGCAUCGUCUGGAGGAGCUCCGUGUCCAACGCAGGAACCAGCUCCACCUGCAGAGGGCUCAGCUGAAGCAGGCGCUGCUGGACGUCCGAGGCAGCGUGGAGUUUGCGGAGAGACUGCUGGGCUCCGGCUCUGACACUGAGAUCCUGAGCGUCAAAGGAGUGACUCUGAGGAGACUGACCAGUUUGGCGGAGAGCAGCUACGACCCGCACCCGGCAACCGUCGCCCCCGACGACGGCAGCAGCAUCAGCUUCAUGCCCGGGGAGCCGGCGGGGGAGGUGGAGGGCUACCCGGUGGUCGGGGUCAUCAGCUCUAAGAAAGUGGACCUCAGCAAGUGCACCAUUGAAGGGGAAGGUCUGCAGCGGGGGGAGGAGGGCGAACAGGGCCGCUUCACCCUGGUGUGCCGAGACUCCGCCGGAGAGCAGUUGGCACGAGGUGGAGAACACGUGCUGGUCAGCGUCGUCCACAAGGAGAAGAAAAACUGCUCUGUGAAGACGACAGUGGUCGACAACAGCGACGGAUCGUACAGCGUCUCGUUCACACAUGAAGAGCCGGGAAGCUACUCAGUGUGGGUUUGUGUCAGAGCUCAACACGUCAAGGGUUCACCGUUUACUCUGAACGUGCAGAGGAAGAUGAGGCGACACAGCGGGACGUUCCACUGCUGCUGCUUCUGCUCCAGCGGAGGAGCCAAGGAAGCUCGAUGUGGCUGCCCAGGAACCAUGCCAGGAGGAUUUAAAGGCUGCGGUCACAGUCAUAAGGGACACCCCGGGAAGCCUCACUGGUCGUGCUGUGGCAGCACCACCGAGCAGUCCGAGUGUUUGCCCCCGAGCGUGCAGGCUGCGGUUUCCCCUCGCGGCCACCUGCGCACCGUGGAGCUCUGAGGAGACGCAGAGACGAGACCUGUGGAGAGGAUGCACGUUAACGGAGGUUGGCGGCGACGGAAGGUUCAGAGUGGCCAGGGUAGCAAGGGAGGGGUUGCUGGUGUGAAUCUUGUCUUUGACCCCCGUCAUUAUCAGGUGUCACAGACUGGACAAGGACAGACAACAUGACAAUCAGAUGUUCUCGAAGAUUGGCUCUGUCAUUUUUAGGUCUUUUUUAUCACACAGAUGUUGGUUAACUUCAUAACAUUUUGAUUAGUUUGGUUUUAAUUUGUUAUUUGAGGGUAUAAAACAAGGUGAACGAUCCUUACGACUCAGACUCUGGCGGCAAAAGUCGUCAAAAAAACGCAAGAUGGCAUCCAGGAUAAUUUGCCUUAAUUUCUAGGUGAAACAAUCUGGAAACAGUGACAUGGAAGGAGCAGUCGGUUUCCUCUCAGGAUACAAAGUCAAUUGUCUCCAGCACUGACCACAAACACAAACCUCCAACUAGCCACUUAUUACCUCUGUAUAUUUCUGAAUAUGCCUUAUCUGUAGUGUGAGUACAAAUACAUAUAUAGUAUAUAUAGUUUUUUUUCUGUAAAAGAUGAAUUCUAAAGUUGAUUUACAGAAACAUGAAGAUGAACUUUUUUUCAUUUGUGGUCCAUUAACUUUACAAUGACAAUAACAGGGAUCGUCUCUAACACUGUGACUUUGUUGCUGCUGUUCACAUUUUUUUAAUAUUUUUAUUUUGCACUGACUUUACAUUCAUCUAUCUGUCCAACACUUGAGCCUUUUCCAGGUUUUGCCAGUUCAAUUUCUGGAAAUUUGUGCCUGUACGAAGAAAUAAAAUUUGUUUCACUUUUGAAA